Molecule: messenger RNA, 1050 nt
Organism: Parasteatoda tepidariorum (common house spider)
Lineage: Eukaryota; Metazoa; Arthropoda; Arachnida; Araneae; Theridiidae
Product: E3 ubiquitin-protein ligase RAD18
Biological process (GO): DNA damage tolerance; protein monoubiquitination
Cellular component (GO): nucleus; Rad6-Rad18 complex
Molecular function (GO): ubiquitin protein ligase activity; single-stranded DNA binding
Source: RefSeq, a predicted model, not a curated record
AAACAAUUUUUGGCAUCGACUAUAAAAUUGAACUGAAAAGAAAACAAUUUAAUUCGAUGUAAACAAAACAAAAAUCUCUAAUAUAUAUUCUUUGAUAUAAUUAUUUAAACAAAAAGAGCUUAAAAUUUCUAUAAUUCAUAUCAAAAUGGCUGCUGCCCAAUGCAUUGAACCAUCUACAAGUUGCUUAAAUACAUUUUCUGAUGAUAAUAUUAUUCUAAAUUAUAAAAUGUUGAAGCCUUUGGAUGAUGCUCUUCGUUGCCGAAUUUGCGACGAUUAUUUUAACAGCUGUAUGAUGACUAAAUGCAAUCACAACUAUUGUUCAGUUUGCAUAAGGCGAUAUAUGACAUAUAAGUCACAAUGUCCAACUUGUUUCCAGGAUGCCGCGGAGCCUGAACUUCAAAAUAAUCGACUAGUUGAUGAAAUUUUACGACUGUAUAAGAAAUUUAGAGGAGUUGAUGAUGAGAAAGCACAUGUGUUGAAGACUCCUGAUUUACCAGCUUGUUCUCCUUAUGUGAAAGAAUCCUCUUCAGACUCUCAAUCAACUAGCUCAAUGCUUUCACAGAGCACUAGUACAAGCACCGAUGAGCCUUUCACGCCCCGUGUAAAAAUUGAAAUACCUGAUGACAAAGGUGCACUUACAGAUUCUAUGCACAUUUCUAUAAAAAAGGAACCAGAUUUUGAUGAAGUUACCUGUCCUGUUUGUUAUAAUGCUGUCCUUGGUCUUACUAUAAAUGCUCACUUAGACAGCUGUUUAAAGCAGCAAUUUGAUGAUGGCAGGCGCAAAACAUUGCCUAAACUGGUAUAUCAUCUUCUCACAGACAAAGAAAUUAAAAUGAGAUUAAGGGAACACAAACUACCUGUAAACGGAGAUAGACAGGCUUUAAUUCGUCGUCACAAGAACUUCAUCACUCUCUUCAAUGCCAACUGCGAUGCUUUAAACCCAAAACCAGUAUCUGAAUUAGUCAAAGAAGUCGAAUUGCAAGAACUAGAAGAAAGAAUUAAUUCUAUGCCAAAGGAGAUUCAAGUGCAUAAGAAGAGUGACUUGUCAUU